Molecule: messenger RNA, 1275 nt
Organism: Owenia fusiformis
Lineage: Eukaryota; Metazoa; Annelida; Polychaeta; Sabellida; Oweniidae
Source: the annotation of a GenBank genome assembly
AUGCUUUCCAAGUUUGGGAUAGUCGUACUUGUGAUUAUAUCUUUUCAAAGUAUUAUCUAUAUGGGGAUAUACAUGUACUCAACGUUGCACGUUCCACUGAUUAAAGCUGAUAGUACUGCUGCUCGUAAUAAAAAGAGAAGCUCUGGAUAUAUAAGGAGUGGAUUCAAUGAUUCAGAUACAAAGUUCUUGACGAUUUUUACAACAUUUUCAGAAAGGGAAUUACCACGUUUCCGAAUUCAGAAUAACACACUUUGUAACUAUGAGAAGUUUCCAAAGCAUUUGACCGAGCGAGCUAUAUUUUCAAGCGAUGGCUUCCAUUUACGAAGAGAUGGAAAAUGUUGGUUGGAAACAGUUUCAAAUAAUAAUGACUCGGACUGGAACAUUAUCAAUCUGGAACCCCAUAUGACUGCAGCUGGUAGACCCGUCCUGAGAGAAAUGUUCAUUGAGACUCAAAAAAGAUUCAACACAGAUCUCUACAUGUACUCCAACGGUGAUAUAUUAUUUCAUGUUGAAAAACUGAUCACUUCCCUUGAAGAAGUCAAAAGGUUCACGAAAGCUCACAACAUCAGGAGGUUUAUAGUGUUUGGGGCAAGACACGAGGCAAAUUUCUAUUCAAGUCAUGGGACUGUUGAAAUAAUAUCCGGACUGGAUGAAGAAAUUAUUCAACGUGGCCAAAGUACCAAACUCGGUCAAUCAAAUGCACAGGAUUAUUUCAUCACAAGUAAAACCAGUUUCCCAUGGGAUGCUGUACCUGAUUACGUUAUCAGCCUUCCUGCCUUUGACAACUGGUUACUUAUGUUCAGUAACAAAGCAGACAUUGCAACAUUUGACAUCACUGCCACUAACCUUGCAGUUCACCAAGCAGGAGCUCCAAAAUUCAUAGACAGUAAUUACCAGAAGUCUAUGUCAAGUAAUAGGAAAUUAUGGGAUUCAUCAAUUAUAUCAUAUGUUGGUAGCUAUUUAAAUUGUUGCAAGUGGAAAACUGUGUAUAAGGAAGGUAAAGUUAUAAUGGUAAAAAAUCCAGCAUUCAAUAACAAAUGUAUUGCAAAAUUAAAGAUCCCCGUUGAAAACCUUUUGGACGAGAAGAUUUUUGAGGGUUAACAAUUAGUUUUCAUCACUUCACUCUCAAAAAUAAAAAAUUGGAUUCAAAUGAUUUAUGAAGAUAAUUCCUUUACAUGAAGGAAUGUUAAAGAAUUGGUAUCUGAAUUGGCGAACUGAAUAGACUGUAGAUGCGAGUAAAAAUAAUCUUGAUUUAUGUCAAAUAUUCAAAAUUCA